Messenger RNA from Chenopodium quinoa (quinoa), 1056 nucleotides. RefSeq names its product protein FAR1-RELATED SEQUENCE 5-like. Lineage: Eukaryota; Viridiplantae; Streptophyta; Magnoliopsida; Caryophyllales; Amaranthaceae. The coding region runs from base 1 to 1056 and encodes 351 amino acids. Gene Ontology annotation, biological process: regulation of DNA-templated transcription. The record is from RefSeq and is a predicted model, not a curated record. The transcript is spliced from 4 exons.
AUGGAUAACGAAGAACAAAAUUUUCCAAAUUCUCAAGAAUCCAUGGACAUUGAAGAGAUAGGCGAUUCACUAAGUAAUUUAGAGAUCGAAAACAAAGUUAGAGAAAUCAAAGAACACAUACUGGAAAACAUCGAAAGACAAGGAUUAAGUGACAACACAGCAGAAAAGACUCAGAGUACAAUAACAGAAGAAAGCUCAAAUGAAAACAACCUGACACAACAGAGUAAGACUCAACAAGAUGAAGAUUUUGACUAUACAGGAAACCUGAUAGGAUUUACAGCAAAAACUUUGGAUGAAAUUUGUGAGAUAUAUAAAAAGCAUGCAUUUGCUAUGGGAUUUGAGAGUGGUUUAAAGCCAACUGAAGCUUACAAUUUGAUGACUAAUGAAGCUGGUGGUGAAGAUUUGUUAGGACAUACUUUGAGGGACCAUUUAAACUACAUAUCAAGAAGAAAAAUGAAAGAAAUUGAAGGGGGUGAUGCACAAACUGUUAUAGACAAUCUAUAUAAAAGACAGGCAGAAGAAGAAGAUUUUUUCUUCAGAUUUAAGCUAGGAGGUGAUCAAAACACAAACAGAUUAACAACCAUAUAUUGCAGAGACUCUGAAAUGAAGGAAUACUUUGAUAUCUAUGGUGAUGUAACUGUUUUCGAUACCACAUACAGAACUAACAAAUACAACCUCAUAUGUGCACCUAUAGUGGGAGUCAAUAAUCAUUGGCAGAAUGUGAUGUUUGGGUGUGCAUUUAUAGCCGAUGAGAAGACUGACACGUUUGAGUGGGUUUUAUCAACUUUUAAAAAGUCUAUGGGAGGGAGUCAGCCUGUUACAAUAUUCACAGAUCAAGACUUGGCAAUGUCAAAUGCAAUUGAAAAGGUAUUUCCUCAUUCAAGGCAUAGGUUGUGUAUUUGGCAUUUAAUAAAAAAUGCUGUUUCAAGAUUUGGAUCAUUAAAACGAAACACAUCUUUCAAAGAUGCAUUCAAUAAAUGCCUAAGUGGUUGUAUCACAGCAGAAGAAUUUUUAGAGAUUUUGAAACAGAGUUUAGUUAUUCAACAGGAUGCAUAG